CGGCUCUACGUGUCCUCCAGUCAUCCUCUCAACUCUCCAGCAGCAGCUCGGUGGUGUGCGGCGUUUGGACGCAGACAGCCAGGAAUCCGCGUCUGGAAGUCACUUUAUUUAAAAAAACAACAACAACAAAAAACUAUGAGGUGGAACCCGAUCAUUUCCGAAGCUGGAUUUGCAACAUCUGUUUAUUUUUCCCUCGCAGCUGGACCUUCUUUUACAUACCCGAAUUAGGAUUAUUUCUCAUCUCUUUUCGUCGUUUAAAUAUUGAACGCAACGCGGACUGAUCCUUAAAUAACAGAAAACCUUAAGGGAAUGCGGUUUUUGAGCACAAAAAUGUGAUUUCUUCUUCUCCCACCCAGGAAGAAGUCUCGUCGGCAGCACCUCCAACAGCUGGGUCGGUUUGAGAAAAUUAGUGAUUAUUAUUUUUUUUUAAAUCCUCGUAAAGUAAAGCCUGGAUUAAAACGUGGAAUUAUCAACAUGAGAGGAGUUUAAAUCAUUUUUUAAAAAUCCCAAUUUGUUUGAACAAACGGCUGAAGGUUAAAUAUGGAGAACGAGGUUUUCACCCCAUUACUGGAGGAGUUCAUGCUCACCCCUCUUGUCUGCUGGGUGAAGACCGUCGGGCGGUCGACAGUGAGCGAUGGCAGUAAAUUAUCGGAAUAUAUGGAAUUAGUGGAUGGGAUUUACCUGAACGAGUUCAUGCUGGAGAUAAACCCUAAAGCCACCGUGCAGAGGACCAACAAGAAGGUGAACAAUGACCCCACACUACGUAUCCAGAACCUGUCUAUCCUUAUCAGGCAGAUCAAAGCCUACUAUCAGGAGAGCCUCCAGCAGCUAGUGAUGAUGCCUCUACCGAAUAUUCUGGUGCUGGGCCGAAACCCUCUCUGUGAACAAGGUCUGGAUGAGAUGAAGAAACUGUUGUUGCUGCUUUUAGGAUGUGCUGUCCAGUGUGAGAAGAAGGAAGAAUACAUCGAGCUAAUCCAGGUUCUGGACUUUGACAUCAAAGCUUCCAUAGCAUCCCACAUCCAAGAGGUGACUCAUAACCAGGAGAAUGUGGUGGACCUGCAGUGGUUAGAAAGUGGAGACCUGCCUUCUGAGGAUCUGGAUAGUCUGUCCAGGAACUUGGCUUUCCACCUCAAACGCCUGGUGGAUGAAAGGGACACACAGCUGGAGACCAUCGUGGAGCUGACCCAGGAGAGGGACUGUGUGCAGCUGUCUCCUCUGGCUCCCGGUGCCAUCCAUUCUCCAGGUGACUCCCCCAGCAUGAGGAGGACUGAAAGUCGACAACACCUCUCUGUGGAGCUGGCUGAUGCCAAGGCCAAAAUCAGACGCCUCCGACAGGAACUAGAGGAGAAGAGUGAGCAGCUUCUGGACACCAGGCAGGAGCUGGAGAACGUGGAGGUGGAACUGAAGAGGCUUCAGCAGGAGAGUUUCCAGCUGCUGUCAGAUGCUCGGUCGGCUCGGGCCUACCGCGACGAGCUGGACGCUCUCAGAGAAAAAGCCAUACGUGUCGACAAGCUGGAGAGCGAGCUCGGCCGAUACAAGGAGAGACUUCAUGAUAUUGAGUUUUACAAAGCCAGAGUGGAGGAGCUAAAGGAGGACAAUCAGAUUCUGUUGGAGACUAAAGCCAUGCUGGAGGAGCAGCUGGAUGCCAGCAGGACCCGGUCCGACAAACUGCACCUCCUGGAGAAAGAGAACCUGCAGCUCAAGUCAAAGAUCCACGAUCUAGAGAUGGACCGGGACUUGGACCGUAAACGUGUGGAGGACCUGUUGGAGGAGAAUCUUGUGUUGGAAAUGGCCCAGAAACGGAGCAUGGAUGAGUCCCUGCAUUUGGGCUGGGAGCUGGAGCAGCUGUCAAAGACUCCGGAGCUGACUGAUGUCCCCCAGAAGUCUUUGGGCGAGGAGGUGAACGAGUUGACCUCGAGUCGCCUGCUGAAACUGGAGAAAGAAAACCAGGUGCUGCUGAAGUCUGUGGAGGAGCUCAGAGGGACAGCCAGUCAGGAUACCAAAGGACAAAUGACCAAACUCGACCAAGAAAACCAGAAACUUAACCAGAAAUUGGAGCAGCUGGAGAGUGAACUGACGGCAGACAAAGAGUUGCUCCGAAGUGCCGAGUCUUUAAGUACGGAUCUGAUGAAGGAAAAGGCUUUGUUAGAGAAAACUCUGGAGACACUCCGGGAAAACUCAGAGAGACAGCUGAAAGGUCUGGAGCAGGAGAACAAGCACCUGAGCCAAACGUUAUCAUCCCUGCGUCAGCGCUGCCAGGUGGGAGCUGAGGCCCGCGUGAAGGACGUGGAGAAGGAAAACCGCGUUCUUCACGAAUCCAUCUGUGAAACAACCGCCAAGCUAAACAAGAUGGAGUUUGAAAGGAAGCAACUCCGUAAGGAGCUUGAAGUGAUGAAGGAAAAAGGUGAGAGAGCAGAAGAGUUGGAGCUUCAGCUACAGAAGCUGGAGCGAGAAAACGAAAGCCUGCAGAAGAAAGUCACCAGUCUUGGAAUCACCUGUGAGAAGGUGUCAUCUUUAGAGAAAGAGAACUCUGAACUGGAGGUGGAAGGUCGGCGUCUGAAGAAGAAACUGGAUUCUUUAAAGAAUACAGCCUUCCAGCUAGAAGCUUUAGAAAAGGAGAACUCCCAGCUAGAGCAGGAGAACCUGGAGCUUCGGCGUUCAGCUGAGAGUCAGCGGUCAGUAGGGGCCAAGGCCGCUCAGCUGGAAGCCGAGAACCGGGAGCUGGAGAGCGAGAGGACGCAGCUGAAGCGAAGCCUGGAGCUGCUUAAAGCAUCGUCCAAGAAGACAGAAAGAUUGGAGGUGAGCUACCAGGGUCUCGACACAGAGAACCAACGCCUGCAGAAAGCUUUAGAGAACAGCAGCAAGAAGAUCCAGCAGCUUGAGGCAGAGCUGCAGGAAGUGGAAACGGAGAAUCAAACACUCCAAAGGAGCCUGGAGGAGCUCAAGAUCUCCAGUAAACGUCUGGAGCAGCUGGAGCAGGAGAACAAGUCUUUGGAGCAGGAAAGUUCUUUGUUAGAAAAGGACAAGAAGCUUCUAGAGAAGGAAAACAAGCGGCUGAGGCAGCAGGCGGAGAUCCGCGACUCCAAGUUGGACGACAGCAACCAGCGAAUCUCUGCCCUGGAGAAGGAGAACCGCACCAUGGGCAAGGAGAUGAUCUUCUUCAGGGACUCCUGCACAAGAGUCAAAGACCUGGAGAAGGAAAACAAGGAGCUGGUCAAACAGGCCAGUAUUGAUAAGAAGACCCUGAUGACGCUCCGGGAGGAGCUCGUGAGUGAGAAACUGCGGACUCAGCAGAUGAAUAAUGAUUUAGAGAAACUGACUCAUGAACUGGAGAAGAUUGGACUGAACAAGGAGAGGCUCCUCCACGAUGAGAGCUCGGAUGACAGGUUUAAACUCCUGGAAACCAAACUGGAGUCAACUCUGAAAUCUUCUUUAGAGAUUAAGGAGGAGAAAAUCGCUGCCCUAGAAGCCCGACUGCAGGAGUCCUCCAACCUCAAUCAGCAACUCCGUCAGGAGCUGAAAACAGUGAAAAAGAACUAUGAGGCACUUCGGCAGAGGGAGGAGGAGGAGAGGAUGGUCCAGAGCUCACCUCCAAAAGGAGGAGAAAACUCUGAUGCUGUCAGCAAAUGGGAAAAAGAAAGUCACGAAGCCACAAGGGAGCUGCUGAAGGUCAAAGACAGAUUAAUAGAAGUUGAGAGAAAUAAUGCCACGCUUCAGGCUGAGAAAGUGGCUCUGAGAAGUCAGCUCAAACAGCUGGAAACCCAAAGCUCCAACCUGCAGGCUCAGAUCGUGGCUGUGCAGAGACAGACGGCCUCGUUGCAGGAGAACAACACCACGCUGCAGACGCAGAACGCCAAACUGCAGGUGGAAAACUCAACCCUGAGUUCCCGAAGUGCUGCGCUGAUGGCCCAGAAUGCCCAGCUGCAGACCCAGCAGAGCAGUGUGGAGGGGGAGCGAGAAGGAGCGCUGAAAGAGAAAGAAGAGCUGAGGGCAACUUACGAACUGCUGCUCCGAGAUCACGAGAAGCUGGCAGCGCUCCAUGAGAGACAGGCCGUGGAGUACGAAGCCCUGAUUGGGAAACAUGGCGGCCUGAAGACCUCCCACAAGAGCCUGGAGCAACAGCACAGGGACUUGGAGGACAAAUAUAAGCAGCUCCUGCAGAGAAAAGGGGAAUUGGAGGAACUGGAGAAGAACCUGAAGAAACAGCAGGAAAAGAUGGAGCAGGAGAACCAGAGCCACAAAGCUACAGCUGACCAAUGUAAACAACUCAAAGAGGAGAACGACAGACUCAACACGUCUUAUCGUCAGCUGGUGCAGGACAACGAGAGUCUCCAGCUGGACCAUAAGAACAUAAAGAGCCAGUUGAACAGUGCAAAGCUGGAGCAGACCAAACUGGAGGCCGAGUUCUCCAAACUGAAGGAACAAUAUCAGCAGCUGGACAUCACCUCCACAAAACUCACCAACCAGUGUGAACUGUUGAGCCAGCUAAAGGGAAACCUGGAGGAGGAGAACCGUCACCUGUUGGACCAGAUCCAGACCCUGAUGCUGCAGAACCGCACACUUCUGGAGCAGACCAUGGAAAGCAAGGACCUGUUCCACGUAGAGCAAAGACAAUACAUAGACAAACUGAACGAGCUGAGGAGGCAAAAGGAAAAGCUGGAGGAAAAAAUCAUGGACCAGUACAAAUUCUACGACCCGUCACCCCCACGCAGGCGUGGGAACUGGAUCACCCUGAAGAUGAAGAAGCUGAUCAAGCCAAAGAGCCGAGAGAGGAUGCGUUCUCUCACGCUGACUCCGUCUCGGUCCGAGUUCGGAGACGUUUUCUUGCCGUUCCCUCAGGACAGCCAGGACAGCUCUUCUAUAGGCUCUGGCUCCAACUCGCUGGAUGACCCGCUCACGCAGAAGAGGAGCAGCAGGAGGAGAGGGCAGCAGUGCCAUGCCCAAGUGCAGGGCUCCUCCAAUGCCAUAAAAAGGUUGCCUUUCAUGAGGAACAGAUCCAAGGACAAAGACACGGCCAAGGCCAUCUACCGACGCUCUAUGUCCAUGAAUGACCUGCUGCAGACGAUGGCGGUGGCGGGUGUUCCAGGGUCAGAGUGGACGGGUAGCACGGAUGGUCUGGACGGACCUGAGGCUGGAGAUGCUAGCGUGGUGGGCAGCAGCAGAUAUAGUAGUAAUCGGCGCGUGAAGGAACUCGCCUUAUCCACCGACGCCAUCGACUGUGCCGUCCUGAGCCUCCCCAGCUCUGGGCAGAGCAGAACCAAGCACCGGCUUCAGAUGAAAGACAACACUUCCUGUGAGGAUGUUGCAGGCUCCUCAGAUGAUCCCAAGAGUCAAGGGCUGCAGGGGUCUAGCAGAGCACUUGCUCUGUGUCCUGUUCAGAUGAGAGCUAUGUGCAGAGUCCCCUGUAGCAUUUGUACCUCCAGACCCUCCAGUCUCCAUAGCAACAGGACCACCAGUAGCAAUAGUAACAACAACUCCCAUCUCGCUUCUCCUCUGGAGGGCAAAGGCACACUGAACGGCAGGCUCAGCAGACCUCAGAGUGAGAGCAGUGGAGAGUUUAGCCUAAGUUUGGACCAGGAGGUGUGGUCCAGCAGCGGUAGCAGCCCUGUCCAGCUGCCCACGUCCUCCCGAUCCUCCCACCAGAGCCCCCUCCAGCUGCGCAGGUCCCUCGAGCCAUCCAGCGCCUCAGGCAGCUCAGGUCAGAUGCAGCUCAGGAAGACAGGAUCCCCUAGUGAGGUGCUUUCUCUGCAGCAGUUCCUGGAUGAGGGUAUUGAUCCUGCAGAGUCUGGCAGUCAGGAGAACCUCACAGUGGACUCGCCUCGCCUCUCCACUUCCUCUGAGCACACGCAGAAAGAACGCCCCUCUAAGGGCCGUGGCAUAUUACGCUCGUCCAGCGGUAAAGCAACCAUUGGCAGCAUCGACCGGGCCCCGAGAUCUCUGGGACAACCCGGCCGCCCGACCCUAAAAAAGGCUGAGAGUACCCGUGUGAAAGGCUCAGCCCCAGCGCGAACCAGCCUGUCUUCGCAGGCUAAAGCCAUAUCAGUCUCUGAGCGCCUGGACUCAACCUCCUCCACUCUGCCUCGGGCUAGCAGUGUCAUCUCCACCGCUGAAGGAACAACACGGCGCACCAGCAUCCAUGACCUGCUGUCCAAAGACCACCGGCAGCCCGUAUCGGUUGAUGCGUCUCCUCACGUCCCUUCCCCCAAGGCUGAAGUCCGCUCACGCCCAACACCCAGUGAGUACCACCCCAACAGCACGCACCUAAAGGAAGCCCUCUGCACCACCUCCCCCAUGCCCAAAUCACUCAGCUUACCCUGUGGUAGCUUAGAGGAUCCAGACCUCACCACCCUCGAGUCUUUCCUCGGCCCCUCCUUCACUGUAGAGUCGGUGUUCAUGGACUCCAUUUUUAGCGAGUCAGCAGAAAACCUCCCUUUCCUGUCCCUAAACCCCACCCUAGUCAGCAACAUCAGUGGGCCUCCUUUCACAGAUAAGCCCCUCCCUCCUCCUCACAGCCAGCCUAGUGACCUGUUAAGAUCUGGCCUGAAAGAGCCGAAUGAUGGUGCCGAUCCAAACAAUGCGAAUGUUUCGGACCUGAGCCCAGAGGAGAACCAGUCUCUGUGGUACGAGUACGGCUGUGUGUGAAGGAUUCUGGGUCAGUGAACAUGACACCAAAGGAAAAGAGGGGAGGGAGGGAGUGAAAGAAUGGAUGAAGAGCGACUCUUUCUCCUCUGCAUGAAUUUAUCAGAACACUUAUCUUUGUGUGGUGCAUUUGGGUCAUUUUCUGCCUUGUUUUGUUUUAUUUUUUUGAGUUGGGACGUUGAACGCUCUUCCAUCUCUAAACCUUUGUGUUUCUCAUCGAGCUGUUUUGGUGGCUGAAACUUAACUAUCACCUGCUUUAUUGGGUUAAACACCAAACUCUAACGUUUCAGUCUUAGUUAUGACAUUCAUCACUGUUUAAUCUUCAGGAAGAUCCAUGAAAGUCUCUCUGUGCCGUUAUGAAAUCAGCCAGAUAAACCAUCCACCUUCCACUUCCUGUGACGACAUUUUGAUGUUUGAGUGCUUUUCCCACUGUUUCACUAAAGUGCAUGGCUUUGUUCUUAGUUCAUUUUGAUCAGUAAGAUCAAAAUCGUUUUCUCUUUUACUUUGUGUGCACAUUUUAAUGUUAUGUAUGUUUUGAUUUAGUUUUUUCUACCUGUAUACCAGCUGAAGUGUUUUCUGAGCGGGUGAUGGGUGGUGGAUUUGAAUGGUGACAAAAUAACGAAGCUUCUUCCUCUGAAUGAUCCCAAGACAAGUGAAGGUGUCGGGUUACAGUAUUAACAUGAUUUUUGACGUUUGGACAAGUUUCAGAUUUUGUCCAUAUUUAAUUUGGUAUUUAAUGUUUUUUAUGCACCACAGCUUGAGAAUGGGUGAACAUGUUAUUCAGAUUCAUGGUGUUUAAUACAACGACCUUAAUUUAAAACCAGACGAGCACUAAUUGCUGUGCCAGAUCUAAUAAAACCCUUUGCAUUUAGAACUUAUUUAUUCCUGCUUUGUAGUUUUGAACCCAUUUUAAUGUAUUUCUCUUAAGCCACAGUGCAGAUGCAACAUAAACGCUACCUUUAUCCUACAGAUGUGGAAGGCAGAAAGUCUAAAAGCAGGAGCGGGGAGCCGCAGCAAAGCUGCUAAACCCUAGCCCCUCCCACCGUCGUCUGGCUGCCGCCAUGCUGCGGGCGCAUGGUGAGUGAGCGCUGCCUGAGCGGGAGGAAAAGGGGGUUGGGUGGGGGGUGAGUCCUGUCGUUUCCAUGGGAACCCUAAAGCGUGGUGUAACAGAUGUCUUCCAUCAUGCUGUGCACUUGUACCCCCCUGCUUUUCAGCUGUUACCUGAAAGCUCCCCCCUCCUGCUCCUGGAUCCUGAUGAGACCUGGUCUGCAUGGCAUAUGGUCCGUUUCACAACACCUCCCCCCUCUUCCCCCGAGAAGAGAAGCUUCUUGGCUGCAGUGGCACACAGUUUCUCUUCAUCAUGGUGCCCUGUGCUGGUUUUAACUGUAACUGCUGUGUGUUUCAUAAACGUGAUGCUUUGUCACUGCUGCAUGUCUUUGGUGUAACGCUGAAAUGCUUCCCCUCUCUAUGCAUGUAGAUCCAAGCUUCCCCCUGUUGUUUUCCUCAGUUUUUUUUCUUCCUACAGCUUCUCUUUUUGUACUUUUGUAAUACAUUAUCUCCUGUUUUUCUAACAUCUGUCAUCUUUCUUUUCCAAUUCUUUGCACUUCUCUGCUGGCACGGGACUCAGAGAAAGGUGGCCUUGGAGCUGUGUGUCUGAAGUAGAGCUAAUCUUCUGCAACCAGUGAUUGUAUAUCCUAUCAACUUCUUAAUCGAGAAAAGUGGCUUCCUUUUCUAUUCUUUUUCCUUGAAUCAAGGAUACGACAGUGAAACAUGACAAAAUGUUGACUUUUUUUUUCUCCCCGAAAGACUAUUUUGGAAAAUUGCACUGCCACUUAUGUUUCAGCGUUGCAGAUUUCUUAGACUUAAGUGGUGCUAAUGUUCACACAACAGACAACCUUGAAAUAGACAUCUGCCCAGUGUCGUGGUUUUGGGCAGAAUGCACAAAGACAACAUGAAGCAUGUCGGCACAAAACCAUUCUGACCACUGUUUCAGAGUGAAGAAUCAAUCUGCAUGGAGCAAUCAGUAGCCUCACCCCCUUUAGCCAAUCUAAGAGGAUGUUGUUCAGACGAGAACUUUAGAAGCCAGGAGGCUUGAUGCACUUGGACGUAAGCCAUGCCAGCUCAGCGACUGGCUCCUGCCAAUCUGGAGUGAAGUUUGUUUGAUCUGAGCGAGAUUGAUCACGGCAACGUUUCGGGUCACCUAUGAAACUUGACUGAAAUCCUGCUUCAUCAUAGAUAAACUCAUUCAUCAAUUCAGUCCUGCUCUGAUGUAGAAAGGAACAAGAAAUGAAGCGUAUUUUUUUUUAUUCUUGAGAAGGGACAUGAGUGGCUGUGUCUGACUGGAGUACAGGUGAUGGGUGACUUGCCCACUCCUUUAGGCAAAUUUCUGUUGUUGUGUUGAACAUGAUGGUGAAAAUGAGACCCGGUGUGUUAUUUUUUUCCCCUUUCCACUUUUAUAUGAGUCCAUUUGAUUCAAUUAAAAUUCAUCAAGAUGA
Molecule: messenger RNA, 9134 nt
Organism: Nothobranchius furzeri (turquoise killifish)
Lineage: Eukaryota; Metazoa; Chordata; Actinopteri; Cyprinodontiformes; Nothobranchiidae
Gene: ccdc88ab
Product: coiled-coil domain containing 88Ab
Biological process (GO): cytoskeleton-dependent intracellular transport; cytoplasmic microtubule organization
Cellular component (GO): centrosome; cytoplasm
Molecular function (GO): dynein light intermediate chain binding; microtubule binding
Source: RefSeq, a predicted model, not a curated record